Molecule: messenger RNA, 895 nt
Organism: Photinus pyralis (common eastern firefly)
Lineage: Eukaryota; Metazoa; Arthropoda; Insecta; Coleoptera; Lampyridae
Exons: 3
Coding region: 94-618 (174 amino acids)
Source: RefSeq, a predicted model, not a curated record
AAGGUGAGUGGAGCGGGGUUAAACAGAAAUUGCAAGGUAAGCGAGAGACACUAGUCCAGUUACUGAUGGAUUUUAGUUAAUGGACGUGAAAUCAUGAUUUCUAGAAAAAUUGCUCUGCGAUUAAUAUUAGUUGCGUGCAUAAUUCUAAUAUUUACUAGUGACUAUUCGUAUUUUCUCCACCAAUUAUUGGGAGGUAAUCGAGCGGCAGCUGGAUCACCCCGAAAAGCAAAGCCCACGAAUCCCGGAUACGGUGACAAUUCGGCCGAAAUUGAAAUCGACGCCGACAUCGAAGAUGACAAACUUAAAACUUUUGCGUCGCAAAAAACACGCGCCCAAAUCAUUACGACCAUUAAGAAUGCGUGUCUCCCGAAGUUAAUAUGUGAACUAAACGCAUCAUCCGAAAAGGACAAAUUAACCGAAUCCGAGAAAUCUUUAUUAUCGCUCAUAAGAGAUACUUCCCUGACGACAACAAUGGAGCUUACAAAAUAUCAUUUCGCCGCGCAUAUGGGACAACUAAUCUCCGGAGUGGACGGGAAUGGGUGCCACAAUUUUUAUCCUACGUGUCCCUUUCCAGGAUUGCAAGUACUUCAAAUGAUGAAAAAAGUGAGAGUUCGGUAGUUAUUUGAACGGGGCGAUCAAUUGAUAUAUCGACGUGUUUCACGAACAAGUAGAAAGUUUAUGAAGACGAUAAUAUGUCAUUUCUGGAAAAAGGCUUAUUAGUCCAGAUAAUGAUCUUUUACGUCGAGCCUCUCAAGGAGUGUGGUUUUCUUCUAGUCGUUUAGAAAUGUUACAAGGAAUUUCGAGAAAUUAGGACGUUCGAGUUGCUUAAUGUAGCUAAAGUUGUACAUAAAAUAAAAGCCUGGCAUGAAUAAUAUGAAUAAUAAAAUUAUUAAGA